Molecule: messenger RNA, 749 nt
Organism: Paramecium sonneborni
Lineage: Eukaryota; Ciliophora; Oligohymenophorea; Peniculida; Parameciidae
Source: the annotation of a GenBank genome assembly
AAAUGAAUAAAAACUAGUAUAUGUAAAUAUAAAAAGAAUUCCGAAAUAUAGUUAUAAAAUGAUUCAACAAAAUCCAAGAAAAUCGAUAAUUCAGAAAUUAGUUCUCAUCUUUAAUAAGGUGAUAAACUAAUUAAAUUAAAAGAUUACUAGUAGGCUAUUAAAUAUUUUGAUAAAAUCAUAGAAAUCGAUCCUAAUAAUUGGAUUGCACAUAAAAAUAAGGGUUAAAAAUAAAAUAUAAUUUAGCAUAAUGUUUAAACUUUAUGGAUCAGCAUGAAGAAGCUAUAAAAAUUUCAAAUCUAGCUAUAAAGAUUGAUCCUUCACGUUUCGGAUCUUAUCUUAUAAAAGGUUAAAUUUUUACUUAUUUUUAGCCAUCAGUUAAAUCAAAUAGCAUCAUUUUGAAGAUGCUAUAGCUUCAUUGAACAGUGUUAUUCUCCUUGAUAACACUUAACAUAAAGCAUAUGCAUUAAAAGGUAUAUUUCGAAUUCUAAAUAUAUAAUAGGAUAAGCUUUACAUUGCCUAAAAAGAUAUAAAGAAGCAGUAAUCUAAUUAGAUAUUGCUUUAUUCAUUUCUUAAGAUCCUUCAUAUCUUAUAUAAAAAGGUAAUUAAAUCAAUUUUAUCAUUUAGCUGAUUCAUUACUAGAAUUAAAAAAAUACAAAGAAGCAAUUACUGUUUAUGAAGAUGCAUUACUAGAGGGAUCUUAAGAAAAUGAUUAUAUUAAUGAGAAAUUAAAAUCCAUAUAAUUAAAUUGA